AUGUGAUUCAGAAGUAGCAGGGCUGUCAUUCGAUGUGGAACUAAUACAUUAAACGGCUCUUGUAUUUGUUUUGAGUCAAAUUUUGACGAAAAUUUGUGCCAUUUAAUGUAUGUUUAUUUUCGAGUAUAAUUAAAUUAGUUUUUGUUAUGAAAAUGGCUGAAAACGGAGUAAAUGGUCAUAAGAGCGGAGUAAUGGAAUGGAAGGUAGGAUUUAUGAAUAAUACUGAGAAAUAUCUGACAGCGGAGACAUUCGGGUUUAAAGUCAACGCCUCUGGUGUGGCCCUAAAGAAGAAGCAAAUCUGGACGAUCGAGCAGGAGCAGGACCACGACUUUGUCUACAUCCGGAGUAGUCUGGGACGCUACAUGAAGUCGGACAAGUACGGCACCGUCACGGUGGAUACGGAGGCGGAGGAAAAGGGUGAGGACGCGAAGUUCACCGUCGAGUACUCCAAGGACGGACAAUGGGCCUUCCGCCACGUGGAACGCGGCAACUACCUGAGCGGCACUGACGACAUUGUCAAGUGCUUCGAAAAGACCCCAACAAGUAACAGCUGGUGGAGCAUCCAGCUCUACAUCCAUCCACAGAUACAUCUACGUAACGUCAACCGUAAACGCUACGCCCAUUUAAACAAUGAUACUAACGAACUCGAAUGCACGGAACUAAUUCCAUGGGGUGCGGACGCUCUUGUUUUCCUAGACUUUGUAAAGGGCAAAUAUGUCCUUAAGUCCUGCGACAACCGUUUCCUUAACAGAGAUGGUAGCCUCCAGGAAGCUAUUGACAACAAUGCGUUGUUCAUGAUGGAGAUUCACUCCGGAGCCCUGGCGUUCAAGGACUGCGAGGGGCGCUACCUGACGGCGGUAGGUAAGGGGACGAUGAAGGGCCGGAAUAAGAACAUCAGCAAGGACGAGCUUUUCACGAUCGAGGACAGCCACCCGCAAGUCCAGAUUGUCUCCCACAACGGCAAGAGCGUCUCUGUCAAACAAGGUGUGGACGUGUCGGCGAACCAGCCGGCGGAAGAGAUAGAAGACACGGAGAUAUUCCAGAUCGAGCAUAACCGGGCCUCCGACACAUGGGCGCUCCUGGCCUCCACCAACAAGUACUGGAGCCUCCAGUCUGCCGGCACCGUGCAGGCCAAAACAGCAGAGACGGAAGGGGCGAAGAGUUUCUUCACGAUUGAGUGGCAGGAGGAUGGGACGGUGGGCAUCAAAGGCUCCGACGGGAAGUACCUGUCGAACAAGCAGACCGGCAUUCUCUUCUCCGCCGGGACCACCCUUGAGCCAACCGACCUGUUCCGGAUCACCAUCAUCAACCGACCUCUGCUCGUGUUGAAGAGCGAGUUCGGGUUCGUUGGAGCAAAGGGUAACCAGUUCAUCUGUAGCAAGGCCAAGUAUGACUCUCUCACCCUGCAGUCCGCCGGCAGUGGGCUCUACACCAUCCAGGGUACAGACGGUAAAUACUGGAGCGUGGGUGAGGACACGCUGGUGUACGGGGACGCCACCGGAACCAAGUUCCAGUUUCAGUUCUGCGGGGGCUCUAUGAUGGCUAUCAGGACGCACAAGGGGCCCUUCCUGAAGGGCGAACAGAAUGGGCUCCUCAAAGCAUGUGCCCCCGACCUCGAGUCCGCAACAUUGUGGGAAUUCUAACGGUGCUUUCCUAUGACAUAAGUGUGCGAAUGAUUCUGAUUAUGGAUGUUUAACUUAAGGGAGUUUAGAUAUUCUCGGAGCUAAACUAGUACAUCGAGCGAAUGUUGGGUACAAUGAUAAUAUUAUUAACAUUUUUGCUAAUUGAUCAGUGCAAUCUUAUAUAGUACAUAGCAUUUGGACAUGAUGAUUGUGGUAGUUUACUGCCAUUUAAAAGCGGAUCUAACAAUUGUCUUGAACUUAAAUAUGUAAAUAUGCCUAAUAGACAUAAGUUGUCAUAUGUAUUGAUAUGCUGCUUUUACUCCACCCAUUCCAGUAGUUCUUGGCUGAAGCAAGCUUCUUUAGUGCUAUUCUAACCAAACUUAGUGAGGGCCCAAUGUUAACUGACAAAAUCAGCUUGUAGGGAAGGAUGGAUUUAUGAAGCAUAUAAUACAAUGAAGCAUAUGAUAUGAUGCCUUUCAAAAGCAUAGCAUUUAAGUACACUUGACAAUGUUUUGAGUUUGGAUCAUUUAGCAUUCUUUGCUUUCACAAUUAACUUCAUCCUAUUAUUCCGGGGACCAUAUCUAUUUUUGCCAGAAAUUAUACAUUGAUUUGUAUGCUAAAUGUACCAAUGUCUUUACCAAUUAUAGCUUUAAAACUUGACCAUUUUCAUGAUAUAUUUACCCAUCCACUAUCUAUUAAGUAUUCUGCUACAUAAGUUUGCUCAAAGCAUUUUCAAACAUUGCAGAUAUAUACAUUAUAAUAAUGUGCUUAUGUUGAGUCGGGAGCACAACAACUUCUACUUCUAUAUCUUCUACUGCUACAAUCAAAUCCAUGUAACGUCUGUGAUAGAAGUAAGAUGGAAAUCCCUCUAACCAAAACCACCAGUGUAUUCAUUCAUUAUUUUUAUAUCAUUUUUUAUACUCAUUAAAAGGCACACUCAUUAAAAGGCGCACUCAUGUUUGCUACCAUUGAUAUUUUAUAUAUGCCCUAGAUAUAUUUUGACUCUCGUUUGUUACGAUCUUUAUAACAAUUUCACUCACUGGCAUACAAGCUGUAUGGGUACUGUAUGGCUUUUUUGUCAGAUAGCAAUCACAUAACAUGGUCUCUAAAUUUUGCUAUUUACUAAAACCUUGGAAAUGGCUGUAAUAGAAAUCAGGGAAAUAAUUACACAACAUAUCACAUGUCUGGCAAAGUCUGUGCAAGACAGCCACAGUGGUCUAACAAAGAGAGUGACAACCUCCACUCCACAUGUAAAUGACAUUGAUUUUUACCCAGAUUCUAGAACCCUGAUCAAUAUUAAAAGUCUGGGAUCUCAAUAAGAGUAUUAGGGCAACUUGGUUAUUACAACUGUUGUGUUUUAAGGGAUCAAUUUUAGGGUGAAAAUGGAGAACAAUUUGAUCACAAGCCAUGGUGACUCACACCCCAUGCUGAAAUAGCUAAUUAUUGGCCAUGGUAAAUUAACCUCACAGAUGGAAGUUUUUAUUUUCUGAAGACGAUACUAUUCACAUGAAUGUUUUUUGUUGUUUAAAGCAAGUAACCAUGGCCACUAAAGGCCUAUGGGAGUUAGAGAUGUGUAAAUAUUUUCAUUUGAGAUGCUGACUAGACUGUAGAAAGCCAUCAUUAUUUGGUAUCUUACAAUAAAUUCAGAAAAACUU
Mya arenaria is the source of this 3277-nucleotide messenger RNA. Its product is annotated as protein singed-like. The record is from RefSeq and is a predicted model, not a curated record. The transcript is spliced from 4 exons. Gene Ontology annotation, biological process: establishment or maintenance of cell polarity; actin filament bundle assembly; cell migration. Gene Ontology annotation, cellular component: cytoplasm; actin cytoskeleton. The coding region runs from base 147 to 1643 and encodes 498 amino acids. Lineage: Eukaryota; Metazoa; Mollusca; Bivalvia; Myida; Myidae. Gene Ontology annotation, molecular function: actin filament binding; protein-macromolecule adaptor activity.